This is a messenger RNA of Oryzias melastigma (Indian medaka), 3008 nucleotides long. It is a transcript of the gene nat14, whose product is annotated as N-acetyltransferase 14 (GCN5-related, putative). The coding region runs from base 249 to 1076 and encodes 275 amino acids. Gene Ontology annotation, molecular function: N-acetyltransferase activity. The transcript has 4 exons. NCBI's taxonomy places the organism in Eukaryota, Metazoa, Chordata, Actinopteri, Beloniformes, Adrianichthyidae. The record is from RefSeq and is a predicted model, not a curated record.
UUCCGACUGUUGCGUACGUCAAUGACGUAACUGGGUAGAAUCCCCCCGCAUAGCGGACAUGAUUACAGCGGGGCUGCUAUCAGAAUUGUGCUGUUUUUUUGCGCCACAACAACCCAGUUUUAAUCAAAACCUCGUGCUUUUCACCCCGCUUUGAGGUGCGUAGUGUUGAAGGCUCACUUCCUUCGGGAUAGAUGUUAAGUUUUAUCACAGACACAGGUGUGCACAAGUCCUGAGCAUCAAGUCUAACCAUGGUGAGGCUGGAGCUGGACCAGGUAGUGAUGAGGAGGAUGAAGGAGGACGACAUCGAGAUAGUCAAGGCCCUCAUAAAGGAGGGCUGCGAGGGCACGGAGAACCGCCUCGUCCUUCACAUCCUGACUCGUCCGCUCUGCCUCUUCGUCCUGGCUGUUUUCUCUUCUGUCCUGCGCUGCCUUGUCCAUUCUUUCAUUCUGGCCCUCGCCAUCCCAGUCUUCUUGCUGAUCAUCUUCCUCAAAAUCACCAUGCCACGCUCCACGGGGGUUUUGGGCAGCAGUCGUCCUUACUGGGACUAUGUUGGCAGCAGCUACAGAGGGACGCAGGAUGAGAUUCUGUCGAACCCGUACAGCAGGAUCAGCGGGAGGACUCCGGUGACAAAGAAGCCAAGGCGAAGAACUGGGUGCAAAGACAAGGAAAUGUCUUCCGAAAAGAUCACCCCAGAGAGGGAGCAGACCGCCGGUCAGGUGUGGGUCGCUGAGUGCGAGGGAGAGAUUGUGGGCUGCGUCUUCCGGGAGAGUGAGAGCCGAGCAGGCAUCGCAAGGAUCUGCAGACUCGUGACAGGCUGCUGGUAUCGCAGGGAGGGUCUGGGGCGACUGCUGCUCCAGAGUCUGGAGAACAGAGAGAGGGAGGCUGGAGCUCACAGGGUGUACGCACACGUCCCUUACCCAUCCAAAGUGGGGGAAGCUUUCUUUAGAAAAGUGGGUUAUCUGCAGCUAGGGGAAGUAGAAAAUGAAGAGGAGGAGGACGAUGAGAUAAAGAAUGAGACUCCAGAGAAAGGCUUCAUGGGAUACCCUCUCACAAAGGUUUUCUACAAAGACUUGUGAGGGAUGAAGAGCUCUGAAUCUGACUGGAUUGUUUUAGAGUUAAGUUAAUUUAUGGAAUUUUGCUUUUUUUGUCAGUGCUUUUAUUUAUUUACUGUGUGUAUUUAUUUGAUAAGUUGAUUAAAGGGCUGUUUACAUAAUAGCAUCAAACUACAAAAUGUUUUAUGUGAAAAUAAUUGUAAAUAUUCACAAAUAUGCUGAAAAUUGUACAUUUUGGAGUUUUUGUCAUAUUUCUUCAUUGUAAAAAUAAAUGUAAAACUUUUACAUUUUUUUAAUUUACUUUCUAAAGACAGAUAGAAGUCAGUUAAAAUAUGAGUAAAAUGCAACUUAAUAUCACAUCACGGAGAGCUAACACAGAUAAAAGGUGUAGAAUUUAGACCAGUCUGGAAUCCUCCCAUUUUCUGUUAUGAACUCAAAUAAAUUAUGUCGCAUUUGUAUUUCCUGUUGGUUCCAUGCAAACAGCACAAACCAAAACAAUUGUUGAAAGCAACAAUCCAAACUUAGCAGCAAAUCCAACAGUAAAAAUGUCGUCAGCACAACCCAAACAGCCACAGAGUGUUUCCACAACAGCAGCUCCUUCAUCAUAACUCCUGCAGCUAACACAGAUGACCGACCCCAAGAUGAAAGUAGGACCCACAAGCGUUAUGAUCUCGGUUUGUGUGGCACACAAAGUUAUUGCUUUUAUUUGACAACGUCCACAAAUGAUCCACAGAAUGUGGGCAGACUUGUCUGUGACACAAAAGAUUAAAAACAUAAAGCAGUGCUAUUGGCUUCUGUGAAUUAAGUGUAUGAAUGUAGCCCACACAGCUGGGAGAAUCAAGAGGAUGCCAAUGGGCCUGCUUAGAUUAAGCACAAAAUUGUUAAACAUAAUAGAACUGACUGUCAAGUAGUAAAAUGUGAGGUUUAGUUUCAGUUUUUAUUAAUGCCAAUUUGACAUUUGCGAACAUGUCAACUGAUAUUGAAUGAAGUAAUUGAUCCAUCUAAGACUGAUUUUGUUUUAUUUGUAGUUUUUGUGUGGGUUUUGGUGUGAAAAAUAUGUAUAUUUCCUUGUUUAUUUAAGGUGACUUGUUCAUUUUUGUAUUUCUUGCAUCAUGCUAUGAUAAUGCAUAAGCAGCACACGGGCUUUGGGUGAUUAAUGCUAUAAAACAGUCCUGUAAAGGCAAUUUUGUAAACCGUUUUUACAGCUCUUUUCUCAAGUGUUUCGAGGCAGGCUUGGGUAUGUGUGACUGAAUCCAUGUAUGGGUUUGUGAAGCUGUGCUGAUGUGUAGGCGUCGGUACUGUUACAGUAUAGGAAGCAAGUGUGGUUUAGGUGAAUCUGCAGAAUUUACCUCUGCACUCAUUGUCUGCUGUUGUUCACCUUCACGGAUGAAGAGAGGGGGUCCAUGAACCUGUAAACCAUAUCCCCCUCAUUCAAAACAUAGUUUCUAUUCAAUCUUUUGUAUAUUUUCUUAGUGUUGAUAAAAUAAUUUGUAACACAAAAUCUAUUGACUGAUGGGAAAAUAUUAGACAUGAUGCUAUUGCCUUUUGAAUUUUUCACAAAUAAAAUAUUUGCAACUUUAAGUUUGAAUAAAAAAAAAAAAGUAAUGUCAAUUCAUUAAAAUAUUGCUUAUUCUGAAUAAUUUUUCUCUAUUUUGCAAUGUCAUAUUUAAUAAAAUACACUAUUUCAUUGCGACUGAAGCCUGCGUGCGGUUUGCAGGUGACUGACAGCUUAUGUGACUCAACUGUGGAAAGUUACCCAGCACCCUGCCUUGAGGCUAACCUUAAUAUGGUUAGCAGCCCUCACACUUUCCGCAUUUCACAUUUACCUUCCUUCCAAACUACAGGCGUCAAAUUGCCACAGAUAAACACCACAGGAAGUUUGUACAAUGCAGAGAGUUUUUGUAAUACAGACCUGAAAUGAGGACAAAAAAACAUUAUUUCACAAAGAAAAAAAAA